AUUUAACCGGUUAGUGUUGUGCAUAACGCUUGGGAAUCUAUCACUGUAAAAGUGGCUGAGCUUGGAGAAAUACCACUUAAGGAGUGAGAGGUGAGCAAAGUAAUUUUUUACCACUCCCCGUGUAAAACAGUGCCUUUCAUCUUUUCUAAAAAAGUUAAUCAUAAACAACAAAAAGGUAUACAAGGAAUUCUGUUUUUCUAACCGCCUAUCGACUUCUACGUGAGAUCUUUAUUGUCCAUUUUAUGAAAAAACAACAAAAAAAAAUAUCGAUUGUGAAAAAUUUCAUAGCGAAAAACUACUACAUGCGAAUUUGUUUACAAUGCUACAAGCAGCAGCUCGCUUGAGGCUCACAGAUUUAACGUUAAAGUCGUGGGCUUCGAAAUUAAUAUAAACAUUGCACAUUUUGUUAAUAACGAAGGAUUAUAGUCAUAUCCUGCAAAUAUGUAUUUUUUUGUAUUUUUGCUGUUCACACCUUAACAGGAACGUGAUUUUACCGAUAAUCAUUAGGUAUAAAGUAAGUUCCUUAGCUCUGUCUUGUUAUACUUCAUGAUGAAGUCCGUGUGAUCAGAAGAAAGCGGUCGGAGAAAUAAAUCAAGUUUUCAAGCUCACUAGUGUUCAUUAAAAAAAAUUGUUUAACGGCGCCCGUGGAUGUUAGAGAUGAGAUGAAAUCUAUCUCUCUGUCGCGUGAGUAAAAGUUCGUAGGUCAUGUGAGAAAGCGUCGAAUGUUUGAGGAAGUUUCACUGCAUGUGGUUUUUAGUUUGUUACCGUAUUUUCUCGAUUUAACGCCGGGCCCCGAAUAAACGCCGGGUCUUGGAGGGGAAGUUGUAGAUACACCCCCCAGACGUUUAUUUAUGGUAUAACAAACUAACGGUAUAAAGGCAAGAUAUACGGCUGUCAAGAAAAAGGCAUAAAAACUUUUCUAUAGUAACAGUAAGCUCGAAUAAACUUCAAAUUCAAACAAACGCCGGUCCACAAGGUCAAGUUUGAUUUAAACGCCGGGCGCGUUAAAUUGAGAAAAUACGGUAAUUGUGAUGUUAAGCGUUUACAAUUUUUGCAAUCGAUCAUACAUUGCUAUCUAGUGUCUAGACGUUAUACUUUGCAAUAUGCAGGGGCUUGUGCCACGCCCGGGGGAACUCCCAUAUAAAAGUGACGGGGACGCUCGUCGUUUCGCUUUGGGCUGUAAAUUGCAGAUUUUGGUCUCACUUGGGAUGAAAACAUACUAUAUAUUGCCCAUUCAGGUAUCGCUUAGUACUGUGCAUGACGAAAUUUCCAAAAAAAUGCGCUGCCACUGACCACAGAGAAAUCACCCUUAGGGGUCAUUUUAAGCUGAAGCCUCACCCACAUUGGUCUCCUUUAGGAGUUUAAUUUGAAUUUGCUGACAAGCAUCCCCGUCACUUUUAUAUGGUAGUCGCCCCCCCGGGGUGCCACGGUGCCUAGUCCACAAUCGCGGCAGGGCAAUUCCCUCUUAUUCUUUUUCAGUUCCCUUUUUUCCCCUUAAUUUUGUCAAUAACAAAAUUUUCAAAUCUGUUUGAUUCGCAACUUCCCUUUAUCUUUUGCUUACAUGUAACUUGGCUGAUACAAGACCAAAACUGUCGAAUUUGACCUGUCCGAUUAGAAUCUGCUUGUAUAAUCGAACAGGUCAAAUAGGAGAGUUGAACAGCCAAAUAAAAAAUCGGGCAUCAAAUAUUGAUGGCCAACGAAUAAAACAAAUUAAGUCACGCUAGUAAAUCAAAACCAAGAAAAAACUUCAGUGAGCCAUUUUUCCACCUUCAGUUUGUAUAUCCAAGAAAUUACUCAAUUUCUCUUGUACCGUCAAAAUUCUCAAAAAUUUUCUUCCUUUCUUUGUUUCUUUUUCAUUGAAAAAGACAAAACGCUAUGAUACCGACCUUCUCUAAUACGGAAAACGUCGGACCCGAAAUCUCGGCACCUGAGAGCAAAUUCGGGACGGACUCUAUAGUCCAUUACCGUGAGCAGGAGAUGCCGACAGUUUGGUUUCAGGUAGAUGAGUUAAAACAACUGUGUUAAAAGACGUGUUUUAGCCUGUUUAAUAACUGAACUCUUAAACCUGUCAAUGAUGACUUAAAAUUGACAUCAUCGUGACCUCUAAAAAAACAGACGAACACCUUGCUCUGUCCCUUUGGUGACCGUAUUUAAAAGGUUAAACUGUCAUUGCUCGGUGAGGGAGGGUAGACUGCCUGCCUGCUGGCCUCCCACGCAAAGGUUUUCCCACGCAGAAGUUCUUAGUGGUUCGUCACGCGUUCCUUCUCCACGUUGGAGAGGAUUGCGUGACGAGCCAAAAGAACGUAUGCGUGGUUUAGCAAGACUGUAAGCAGCCCCUCUGGAUUUUCGCGUGGGUGAGCACGUUACUUUCAAGCGAACACAGUUUUGGCCGUUUGCCUUGCUCGCGCGCACGUAAGAAGCAAGCCCGUGCGAAAAUACCGAGGAAUUGCUUGCAGUUUACUGGGAAAUUAGGAUCUCUUCUAACGAUACUCCUACCUCCCUGUUCUUGCUUAACAGAAUAUAGUGAGACCUCUAUUCAGGGGACACCCUCGGGUUCAAGAGAAGUAUCCCCUGAAUAGAAAUGUCCUCUGAAUGGAGAUGUCCCUGGAGGUUCCACUGUAUUUGUAGCCCUAAAAGUGAUGUUUCACGGAACGAUUCGCAACGACCAUGUUUAGCGCAACAGAGCGUUGCAAUAUUGGAACAAUGUUGCAACCAUUCGAAACAAUAUCGUAACAAUGAAGCAGCGCUGUGUUGCGCUAAAAAUCGUCGUUGCAAAUCGUCUCGUGUAACAUCACUUUAAGAGAAACAAAGGCUUUGUUCACACUUUUCCGAAUAGCUUUUUGGCUGCGACGAAAAUCAUACUGGAUAGGGCUUCUGUUCAAAAACAAGAACGGUCGACUGAGUGGAGUGUCACAUAUCGGAUAGAUUUUGUGCCAUACUUUGGCGCAGUGUAAUAUUCAGCACGUCGCGGAAGUAAAUAAGUAGGAGCGAGGCCUGGAACCCACUGAGAAGGGAGUAAAAUUUUAGGAGUGAGGACUGGAAUCUAAUGCACCAACCCUCUCGGCCAACUGUGCCGGCACGAUGUUCAAUGUGUGUGAAAGACUUGUGUCGUCACGGACUAUUGCUAUUCACACCUUCAUGAUACCGAAUAGCUUUUUGUGUCGGCACGAAACGUUACCUGGCAUCGUGUGAACAUUGCUUAAGUCCCUAAUUACGAUCAUUUUGUGUUACUUUUUUCACAUGCUUUGCGUAAUAAAGAACAACUACAGAUUUAGAAUGGUUGACGUUGUGAAAGAGCGAGAGAUCUGGUCAUCGAAGAUUGAUUUCAUUCUUGCAUUAAUGGGCUAUUGCAUCGGCUUGGGUAACAUAUGGAGAUUUCCAUACCUUUGUUUCAAAAAUGGUGGAGGUAGGUAGGUUCUUUAUUUAGCAAUUGCUGCAAUUAGAAUGCUACAUUGUUCCUUGGGUAGAAGAAACAUUUUUGGCGUGCGGUGGGAUGUGUCGGCCAAAGGCGGAAGCUACGAGCGGCACAGUCACGGUAAAGACUUCAUAUAAAAUUGCAAUUCUAAGGUUAUGUUUCGUUAGUAAAAUCCAACCUAUGGUCUCUUAUCAGUGCUGCGUUCUGAUUGGUUGAGUCACUACUAGGCUAUAUGUUAUAGCCCACUAGCAGCGAAAAACGCCGGCUUUGAAAACGAAACAAUGGCGGCUGAAUCGCGUUUUGCUAGCUAAAGUCGUUUUUUCACGAUAUUUAUGACCAACUAGUUGGAUUUUACUAACACAAUUAUUCCUCUCGCUCUCUUGGCCUCUGAGUCAAUAGCUCCCAAUCGGCCUUCGGCCUCAUGCGCUAUUGACUCAGGGCCCAUUCGGGCUCGAGGAAAAAUUGUUAAAUAUUCAGCUUCCACCCAAACCAUGUUCACACUACACCGGAUUGCUUUCACUUCUGGACUAGUCAAUCUUGUUUUCUCUCAUCAAACUUGUUUUUUGAGUGUGACCAUCCAUUUAUCCAUACAUAGAUGGUCAUAACUGAGCUAGCCUUUCUACAAACGCCGCAUCCCCGUCCCCGGGAGGGGGGGGGGGCGUCUGUAAACAAGGUAAACUGAGCCCUCUCUACCAAGCGCAUGGCUGUUAGGCCUGGGUUAGAAUCUAUACCCUAGCAAUGCAGUGGCGGAUCCAGACGAUGAGGGGAGGAGGGGGGCUGAAAAAUUUUUUUUUUCGUCCUUUCGUCGGGCCUCAGUUUGGUUUAAAUAAGAGAGUAAGGGGGGGGGGGGGGGGCCCGGGGGCCCCCCCUCUGGGCCCGCCCCUCCAAAGGUGCAACACGAAAUGAUUUUUCUUUUUAAAACCCGUUUAAACUAAAAGAAAUAAGGGUUUAAAAUUAUUUGGUUUUUUUCUUUUUCUUUUUUUUAUGUGCCUAAGGGUGACCGCACACCCUGUCUAAGGGUGGGUGUGUGUUGUGGGUGAGUGUGAGGUCAAUUCGGUGUGUAGGGGGUGGGGGGGGGGAUGGGGGGGGGGGGGGGGGUGGUUGAUGGUUUUUUUUUUGGGCUGCUGUGUGGGGGUGUUUUUGGGUUUAGUGAGGGUGGGGGGGGGGGGGGGGGGGGGCGCCGGGGCCUCUCCUCUGGAUCCGCCACUGCAAAGUGUCUACACGAAAUGAUGUCUCAUUUUAAAACUCGAUUAAACUAAAAGAACUAAUGGUUUCAAAUUAUUAGGUAGUUUUCUCAUUCCUUACUUGAUCUGCCUAAUGGUGACCGCACUACCAGUGACGGUAUUGGAGGUUGGCUUGGGGCAGUUUACCAGUCAAGGAGCAAUCACUGCCUGGAACAUCUGUCCACUUUUGCAAGGUAACCGAAAUCCUAAUGCAGUGAAUACAGUAGUCACAUGACAUCACACGUGGGGCAAGGGUGACGCAGUGGUGAAGACACAGUUAUCUCGCGGCGAAAAAUGAAGAAAAACUCAUCUGCUCCACUACUCUAACUCAAGACAAAAAGAUACUCUUCUUUUUUGGCCAUCUUAGCUUAAGAAGAAACAAAAAGCAAACUGCUGUGAAUAACAACAAAAAUUUAAAUGUAGAAUAAGUAACUAAAAAACAUAUUUGGAUAAAAAAUACUGCGCUAAAAUGUUUCUCAUAUUAAAAAAAAAGUUAAAAAAGACGACGUUUCAACGUUCAGCUAACCUUAUUAUCAAGACAUAUUUAAUUGUAAGAGUAUUUGCAUAUAGUGAAAGCAUGCAAAUUAUAAAAGGUAAAGUUUUUCACUGCUGACAUUUUAAUUCAGCGAAUGUACUAAAUCCAUAAUCAGCAGAGUUUCCUUUAUCUUGCAAUGGGUUUGCUACUGUCCUCUUGCCAUAAUUUCGAAAUGGUACCCCUUUGAUGUUGUGACUUGCUGACGUGAUGUGAAAAAUACUGACGUAAUCGCCACUACGAACAACGGGGGACGGAAAGCUCGCGUGCGAAUGAUCAUGCGCAGUCUACCUCGAUCCAGGCCCCGACUUACGUCUGGAACUGAGCCUUAAUCCGUAGUCGUCCCAUCUGAAAUUCAUUAGUUCCAAGCUAUUUUUUAAAUCAAUUUUUACAAGAUUUCCGAACUUUCAUAAAAACUACACUACAAAGCCAUCAUGGCGUAUGAGGCAAUCCCUACCAAAGGUUAAACUUAAUUAAGUGAGAAGGACCUUAUUUUUAGUGGCGCGAAAAUUUUCUUUGAACUUCCGUUAAACAUAGCAAACGCUGAGAGCAUUUAGUCGUUCUACCGCCGACCCAGGGAUUAUUUCUUAUGGUAACUUCAAAUGACAUUUCCUUGAAAUUAUAUAAUAUUUUAGGCUCAUUGUAUUUCAAGCUUUUAUAAAAUGUAAUUUGAAAUUCUUAAUGUAAAGUAGUUUUAAAGACAUAGGGACUGAUACCAGCCUUUAAGCUGAAUGGGCCACCUUGUUAAAAUAUAUAGUUUACACAAUAAACCCCUUUGAGGUUGCGCGGAAGACCGGCUCGAGAUGGUUUUAAAGUGCAUUGUGGGACUGUUUUUGGGGACGCAUUUUCAACAUGGCGGCAAAUUCGUCCCUUAAAACAGUCCCACAAUGCACUUUGACAACCACUCGAACCGGUCUCCCGCAACCUCAAAGUGGCUAAUCUGAUAAGUGCGUUUGCGCUGUCUUUGUUGUUUCACUAGGUAUCGGCUAUGCAAGUGUUCUUGUAGUGACCUGGAUCAUUAUGUACUACCUUGUGGUUCUUGCGUGGUCGUUGUUUUACCUGUUUGCCUCGUUUCAAUCGACACUUCCUUGGUCGCACUGCAAUAACGAAUGGAAUACGCCAAACUGCGUGGAUCACAAUAGUGGACACAACCAAGACGGAGAGCAUAACAACACAUUCCAAAAUGUUACCUCUCUCUUUAACUUAACGGUAGCAAAUGUAUCCAAGCGAGUGCCGGCAAUCCAGGAAUACUGGGAGUAGGUGUCUUUUUUUUUUAAAAGCUAUUGGAAUUGAAUUUAGGAGAAGUUAAAAGGGGCGGUGCUAGCCUAAGAGCGAGCACAAUGCUAUGGCAAAGUAAAUAUCGAAGAAUUACUGUUACUAAACACCCGCGUUUUCCCAAGUUAAUUUAAUCAGGUUCUUACAUAAAUAAAUGGUAAUUAGCUCAAAUUUAGGCUAUUUAGGUUCUUGAUUAGGUUCUUAUUUUCUGGAGGAAAAAAUACAGUACAUUAACUCAGUGAAUGGUACACCAAGAUCAACAAAAAUUGUGUGAAAACGAGGCUUAAUAGUCGUUGAAAUAAGCAAGAUAUCGGGCAAAGAAAGCAGAAAUAUAAAUAUGGGCAAAUUUAACCCUACUUCGCAGAGCAGGUUAUCAAAACUGACCACAAACGUUAUGGAGAGGCAAACAGAAUACACCGAUCUGAAAAACGACCUGAUCGACCUGCUGUUAAGCCCAUUAAAUUUUUGACCAACAAGCAACAUGUUGUAUGUUAGAUCGGGUUGAAACGAGUUAAAAACUAUUUAGCCCGCUCACUCAGAUUCAACAUAAUCCAACAACACUGGACAAAACGUUUUAGGAAAUCAUUGGAAGUGACAUCUGUCCAGUACAUUGUUCCGGACCACGCUUUGUCGUUUGAAACUGAUUUCUUUUUACAAUUUGCGCAAAAUAUUUCUGUCUUUAUCAGUUACAGGGUGUUACGUCUUUCUAAUGGUCUGAACGAACCAGGACCAGUGAACUGGGACCUGGCCUUGUGCCUGUUGUUGGCGUGGAUUAUCUGUUACCUCUGUGUCAGUAGAGGGAUUAAGACAAGUGGCAAGGUUAGUAAACACUUGUUGUGUGUUAGGCCAAGUUCAUACGACGAGCUUCUGCCAAUUUUAUUUGAGAAGAAAAGUGUGAAGUCACAAAACUUGAAAAUUGCGAAAUUAUGGGAUUGGUUAGCAUAUUCAGAAACAGUAAGAUGGAUAAAGGUCCCUCGCCAAAAAUCAACCUGUUAGUGCAAAUUGGUGAAGAGAUAUAAGCACCGGUUUGCUCGUCGGUUUGCUCCGGCUUCGAUCGUAACGUUAACGACUCAGGCCUAUUUUAGACGGAUUCUCUGAAAAAACUCCGUCUUCGGGGAAGUCUCUUAUUAGUAAUUAUUCAAUUUCAAUUUCAAUCUCAUUGCCACUCAAGUCAAUAAAUGAAUUAUCUGGUGCUGCCUCCUCGAUGUCCGACAACGUAAGGUCAACAAAUGCCCGGGUUAGUCGUCCGAGAAGCAGUUUUUGUGAUGUCAUCACCUCUUUUCUCUGUUGGGUUCAACAGACGCAGGGGUUUAGCGUGAGAUUGGAAGAAAAACACACUGGAAGAAAAGUUAGAGCACCAUGCAACAAGGGGGUCUGUACUUCCCCAGAAAAUUUUAAAAUUUACGCGUGUCGGAAAUGCCAUUUCGGAACUAAAUACGAAGGAAAAUGCUGUGAGGGUGCAAGGAAGGGUACAUUUUUUCGUUUUGAAUAUUUUCCAGCUUACAAUCUCAUGAAAUCAACAUGUUAUUAAAGCUGUUACCUCCCCUCUCUUUCAUUGUAUUGAAACCAUUAAGAUUAAGACUCGGAAUUAAGAUCUUUUUACGAACCUGCUCACUUGGCUUAUUUUUCAGGUUGUCUACUUUACAGCCACUGCUCCAUAUAUUUUAAUAACGGUUCUUUUGAUCCGAGCCGUUACUUUGCCAGGAGCAGGAGAAGGAAUCAAGUUUUAUCUCAAGCCUGAUUGGUCAAGACUUAAAGAUGGCCAGGUGAUUUUACUCUAAGCUCAUUACAACUCACUUACAAGAAGUUUUAACAAUGUGAAGUUCUAAAACUGUGUCCCCCCAAAACUAAGUCGCUUACGAGAGAUGGUCGUUUACAAAAGGUUCCAAUUGACAUAGUAAUUUAUCUCGGAAAAUUUCGGUGUUUUUUAUUUUCUCUUAUGGGUGGUGGUCGCAUAUGAAGGUUCGAUUUUAUAAAAUUUGUGCCUGUAGUUAAUUUAAGAAAACAGAAGACAAAAUUUCCAUAAUAUUUCGUUUUACCGACAAAGUUGAUAAAGUCUAUUCACUAAAGCAAAAAGAUUGAAAGCCUGACGUUUUGAACGCUAGCUUUUUGCCAGCGUAAAUCUAAAGGUUGCCGGAGGCGACAGGUUACAAUCAUCUCUUUCUUAGACGGAAAUCUAUGGGAAAAACAGAAAAUGCCAGGUGUUUGUCUUAUAGAGAGUCAAGGACAGUGACUGCAGAACGUUUGGGACCAACUCUAGGUGUCUGCUUAAGGGAUGUGUCCGUUAUGAGAGGGUUGGCUGUAGAACCAUCAACUUCAUCAUCAUCUUUCUAACAUAUUAAAGGCGACAUAAAAAAGCAGAUCUAUCAAAAAUAGAUUUUGGUAUAUUACCGAAUAGCCUCCCACGCAGGCGUUUUUAGGGGAGCUCGUUUUUCAUCCCUCCCCACAAACGCCUGCUCAGCCGGAAACAUCAUUCCUUUCCCAUUGUUUAAUUUGCGUGGUGAGUGACCAAUAAACAGUUGUGCAAUAAAGUGUUGACAGGCUAAACGCGUCUAAAACGUGACCCUAAAGUUACCGUUUUCCUUCUUUUCUUUCCUUCGUAAAGGUUAUGAAGUACAUGAAGUAUUCUAAAAUUUGAUUUAAUCUUGUUUUUGCCGCUCUGAAUCUAACAUUUAUUGGAGGUUAGAAAGUUUUUCAGUGUUUCAUGCAGAUCGAGUAAUUAUCAGCCCUUUGGAAUUUGGAAAGUACAAUGUGAUUAGCUAAGCAUGGGAAAGGAAUGUUGCCUUCGGUUGAGCAGGCGUUUGUUGGGAGGGAUGAAAAACGAUUUCCCCUAAAAACGCCUGCGUCGGAGGCUUAUUACCGAAGCACCAAAAUUAAUAAAAUAUGGUUAUCUAUGCAUCCAGGAAAUUUUGGUUUUGACAAAAUCAUCCGUCCGUACGUACGUCCACCUUUCAUGCUAGCGUAGUCGAAGGCAUAUACAAUGAGUGUUUAAAUUGCUAUGGUCAAUAUAUUAACAGCCGUCAAAAAACGACAUCAGCUGACCAGUGUCACAUUACUGUAUCGCAGGCUAGGGUGUACAACACAUUGAGAUCACAAGUUUAUUUUAGGUUCUCCGCUAUAUUAUGAUCGCAGGCUCAGGUCCAUUUUUUUCGUGAUAUAGUUUGCUUGUUGUUUAUGGCUAAAUUUGAAUAACUUAAAGACAUUUCUUAAAAGAUUCCACGAGAGCUUCCCUUUUGUCCAUGGUUAAAUCUAUACUUUAUCAACGCCUUUCUUUUCUCCCAGGCCGGCAACAAUGACAACAACAAGCUUUAUUUGCAUGACCAUACAAGCACGUGACCAUACAAGCACGUGACCAUACAAGCACCUUCAGUAUUGCAAAAGCUAUAUUUAGCAAUCAAAAUUACAACACAGGGCAAUUACGUUACUUUGAUAAUAAUUUGUCACGAAUAUCAAAACAAGCUGAAAUAUAUUUUAUGAAUUGUAUAUUGAUAAAGUAAUUAGAAGAGUUCAUCAGUUCAUUGAUCAAACCGUUUAUAGGUAACUGGGUAAUAUUUGGAAUCAGAGUCUUGACUCUAUAGUAAAAUUUACUCAUAAUCAUAGAGUAUGUAGGACAUUGAAAAAGAAAGUGAACUUCGUCUUCUAUUCCAUUGCAUCCACAAAAAGGGCAAUGCAGUGUGUGCAGUGUGUGCCCGGCACAGACCUAGCAACUGUAGAUUCGUUAAAUUCCCAUUACUCAGACAAAAGUAAUUUUUACUUUAAAGGUUUGGUUGGACGCUGGUACACAAGUUUUUUAUUCAUAUUCCAUUGGAAUGGGCGGCUUGAUUGCACUCGGAAGCUACAAUAAGUACUACAACAAUUUUUACAGGUACAAACAAACAAGUAAACAAACAGAUGUGACUGAACAAUUCAACUUUACCGGGUGAUGAAUUGUACCCGAUAGGCUUACAUUUUAGUAGUCUACGUUUCGCAUGUCAUAUCUCCCUUCUUCCCCGCCGAGCUUUUGCUUGUUUCAUGUUUUACUUGAUACGUAUACGGCAAGUUUAAUACCAUUAACUGACGUGAUGCAACUAACUUUGACUCUGACGAUGACUACCGCUCAGGUUGUCGAAACGUCAGUCACUGUCAACAUUAAACAGUCCUACGUUCACCCGGACGAUCAUACUCAAACUACUUAUAAUCUGUCCAUGUAAGGACGAAAUAGGUAAAAUUAGGUUCCAAUUCUCGGCGGUCUUGGGAAACUCUUUUUAGACUUUGAAAAAAGUUUGUCAACACUAUUUCAGUAUUUCGGUGACGAUAAGCGGUGGGGCCGGGAGGGGGGGGGGGAAUUAGUAACUCUAUUGUUUUCUACUUAAGUUUCUUGACCCACUCCGCCUGCCAGUAUGACGUCACAUAGUAACGGGCAUGAACCUCGGGUCGCUUGCGCAAAUUAGCAAGGGAUUCGACAGUUAUUUGGAAGAGCGAGGUCGAGGAAAAACUAAGAAGCUAGCAAGUAUCGCUAUAUAUCGCUCAGUGAUCGAACGUGUGUGAGCUUUGGUGUUGCCAUAAUCUGCUUGUGUAAAAGGUUUUGAUAUUUUGUGUCCGUGAUUGCAUAAUUUUGUUAAUUUGUUUUACGGGCCGUGUUGCGGGAUCGCCAUCUAUUUCACGGAACCGGCAAGGUCAUCAAAACUUAAAUUUUUUUCCCUAAAAUAGGCAAGGUCUAGUCUCCAGAAUAGGAGGUUCCAUUCACAGAUGACACAUAUUUAUAUUUCAUCUAUUCUAACCUAACUUCAUAUCAUUCCUUUCCAGUGUGGGCCUCUGUUGAUCUCCUAAUUCUUCACCAAUAACAGUAAAGCUAGUUCGAUCGUUUAUCUACAUCGAGUCGGCCUGUUGAACCCGAUGCGAAAUAGCUUUGAAAUACGCGCGUUAGCUAAUUUUCCUCAAAUGUAUAUUUGAAUUCAUGAUAAAUACAGCUCCAACAGCUUCAAACAGCGUCUAUGGAAGAGAAAAAUUUUUUUGAUUUGACAAAAUUAAUUUUUUAAAUCAUGUGUGUCACUGUGGUGCAGUGGUCUAUUUACACCUAACACCCACCAGCGACCCACUGGCGAAAGUUAAACUUGCCUUUUGUACAUCGUCUUAAUCAUCAAUAUUAUUAUCCUAAAAUCUCCACUGGGUUCCCCCACCCCAAAAAUAAUUAAACGAAACCUUUUAUUGCUUUUCGGGAUUUAAUUACAGAAUUACAGGUGUAUGCCCAAUACAGUAUUAAAAUGCGGUUAAGCAACAAGAUUCAAUGCUCACAGUCUCUCACAAAUACGUGUCAUUUAGCUUCCUCUUUCAACGCUACAGCUAAGCAAACUUUGAGAUGAAUGAUAUGGGUUCCACUAGCUCUGAAGAGCUGAAAAUACGCACAAUGUAAAGCAUAAUACAUCCUUUGAUGAACCUCCUAUUGCUGUGUCCAAACUCUUCAAUCUUGCUGUGCACUGGCCCUCAAAAGUGUGACCGGUCGGUAUGAUUGCCCGUAAAAUUUGCUCGACGAUAGAAAGGAAUCUUUAAAAUUCAUAACACCACUGGACAUUUCAUUCCAAAAAAGUACUCAACUCUAGUUUUCUAUGACAAUAGAAACCUUAAAAUCUCCAAAUCCAAGAAAUCGGAACAGUAUUUCCGUGAUAAACUAAAAGUUUUUAUCCGUCUCUUCCAUGAACACUUUGGUCGCCAUCUUGAAAGUUACCGACGCCAGACGUGACGUCAUAAUGGCAGGCGGACUGUACCACAGAUUUCCUUGGAGACACCUCCUCCCCUGGGUGGGGAUAUGCAAACACUGACAUAAAAGCCCAACAAUUCUCAACCUCAAAACAAACACACAAAUUAAAAACAAUAAAAACGGAAGAGUGUUCAUAAGGAGCUGAGGUAAGCGAUCAGCUGAGAAUUUGUGCAUUUUUGCUGAAUGAUUGUUUUCUUCCCCUUCAGGGACUGCAUAUGGAACGCACUCUGCAACAGCGGAACAAGUGUUUAUGGCGGAUUUCUGAUUUUCUCUAUUUUGGGUUUUAUGGCGAAACAUGAAGGUGUUGAGGUCAAGGAUGUAGUUCAGGCAGGUUCGUUUGCUCACGACCUAAAAAAAAUGGUUUGAGUUGCUAUGGUGGAAUUUAAAAACGCAAAGAUAUAUAAUAUCCCCGAAAAGGAGCGAAGUCGCUUUCACCUGCGCUGUACGUUUGUUAGCGUCCAGUGCCCAGGCCCAGUUUUUUCUUGACGCACAUUUAUUUGAUGGACGGAUGCCACUAAAUAUGAUCGAUUUAACGUCAGCAUUUUCCAGUUUCAUUCAUCCCAACUUUCCAAACAAAAGAUGAACAUAAAAUCUGCAGAAGCCAUAGAAUUACGGGUUUUCAACCUAUGACGUACAAGAACGCUCUUUAAAGCGUUAACUCGAGCUUCCUUGGAGAUUAGAUAAGAAACAAGGCGCACGAGUGCGUGAACCGGGCCUUCUUUUAGUUCAUACAAUGAUAGAGUGCCAGGGGAAAAUGUGCACUACAGCCCAUAUGAACUUUUAUGAUGAAUUGAUUAUGAAUAACUGGAAAAAAAUACUAACGGCUAGCAAAUCAGUCUGGAAAGACUCGAACGUUCGAAAGGGGUGUACUUGACCAUGAGUGCAUAACAAUGUUAUGCUUCAAAGAUGUGUUGAAGCUAGAUUUCUUUUUCUUUAAAUUAGCAUGAGCUUCAGUCACAAUCUUUGGUAGUAAACUAAUAUUUUGAAGGAAAAAACUUUGAAAUAACACCCUGAAGAGGAAGAGAACAUAAUGGUUGGAAUAAUUAUGCUAGGAUUUUAAAUUUGUUUUGGUUGCUGAAGUGCUUAUUGUACAUGCUAAAUUGCUACAAAGGAGUAAAAAUCCCAGAUCUUCCCAUGAGUAAGGUCUGUAUUCACUUUUUAUCACUCUGUUACAGGCACUUCAAAGGCAAACUACCGAAAUCUUCUUUUAGCUAAUUCAUCGUCAGAAAACUUCGAAAAGUGGUUCGGCACUUAUCGUUUGAUUUGGGACCAAGUUCAUCUUCUCUGAAAAAAAAAGUAAAUAAAUAAAGGAUAUGUCAAUAUUCCAUUGCCUUGGUAUUGAUUCAACAACAAGCACAGAGAUAACCACAGAAAACCCAAACCUAUACUGUGUACCUCGUUGACGAUAAUCCCGAAACCAAUUUAAAUACAGAAUAUUAUAAUCGAUUUGUCAAUCCUUUUAAUUGCAAGUUUGAAUGUACAGUAGAUGAACACAGCAAAGAGAAAAAUUUCUAGAAUAGAUAAUUUUGAAAUUUCUAAUAAUGUUGGAUCGAUCAAAACGGAGUUUUGCAAGAUGGAAAUUCGACAGUAAGCAAUCGCCCAUUUUUUAAAGAGCUAUAAGCUUACAUGUAAACUUUGACUUUCAAAUUUAUUUUAAAUCUCAUUGUUAAAUUAAAAUUUAGCAAUGAGAUUUGAUCGAUCAAAAUCAUGUCGAAUUUUAGCAUCAAACAACUCUACGUGCUUUACAAACCUGCCGCUUCCGUGCGAGUUCGAUACAAGUUAAUCCAUAUAUGCCGAAAAAGUCAAAGAAUAUUUCUUUCCUUCGAUAUAGUUAUGAUUAGGAUUAGGAUUUUGCCUCUAAGCCAAUGAAUUUGCGGAAAUCGAUCACGCGAUAUUUCGCCAGUACAGGCAUGCGCUUUAAAGAGCAGGGGGCGAUUUGACGACGAAAGGAAAAACCCAGGCCAUUUUAUAACCCGUCUCUUCCUGAAAGGAAGGCCGGGUAAUGAGGAGGCGUUUAAUUCUACCCGAAACUGGAUUUCCUCGCUAAAAGUUUUUCACGUCCUAUUUUAUCGACGGUCGAUUGGUCUUCCGGAUAUUUACUUUUUAUAUCGUAUUCGACGAUUUGCUCCUGACUGGAUUGAGAACACGUGUAUGAAAACACGAAAAACCAAGGGCCUCGAUUCGAGAGAAAUAACAUCAUCGCCAAAGAGCAAAUACGUGAUGAAUAUGGCGUGUCAUAUCAAUCAUCGCCUAAAAUACAUCGCGUGCUCAUCGCAAGACUUACAAUGAAAGUUUAUCCCACCCGACCAGUUUGCCUUUCUAUCGAAGUUAUCCUCAUAAAAUUAAUUUUUUUUAACGCCCGAAGUAUUCACUUUUUUCAAAGUAAUCAACGCUUUCUGCAUUAAUCUUUCCAAAGCUUUAUUAACAAAACGUGCAUGGCACCCUGGAAAAUGUUUAUAUGUUCUCAGUCACGUCGUGAUUUUUAUCCCCAGUUUCCACGGUCUACGCUAGGAACGCCUGGGACCAUGAAUCCCCUCUUAGCGCACACACAUGGAAAAAAAAAAAAAAAAAGAAAGAAAGAAAGAAAGGCUUGCCCUUUUAGAGUACUUGCUGCUAAAGCAAGCUCGACUAACAGGAAACCUAUGAUUGGAAGGUCAGUCAAAGCUUGUUUAUAUAACGAAAUGAGAAGUAUUUUUAACUGAUGAAACGCCAAAAGCAACUUAUUAGAAGAGACAACUGCUCACCUAGUAUAAAAUAAGAAACAAAUAAUUCUUACCAAUUUGGAGUUGCGUAAGGUUUUUCCAUUUUUCGUUUGCACGUCCCAGGUAGCACGUCUCAGGUAGCACUUUCUCUCUCCUCGAACAAUUUUAUAUUUCUCUUUAUAGGACCGGGCCUUGUUUUCUUAGUUUAUCCUGAAGCAGUUGCCCAGAUGCCGUUGGCUCCUUUGUGGUCCGCGUUGUUUUUCUUCAUGUUUCUUUUGCUUGGUCUGGACAGUGCGGUACGGUGAAAAAAACAAAGCCAUUCAGACUUAAAUACAACUUGUUGUCAUAACUCAGUUAUUUACGUCUUUUUGUUCUGGUUCCCAUGUGUUGUUUCCACCACCACAAGUAAAACAGAAAACAGGAUCACUGUGUCCCUGUACAUGGAGAAAUUAGUUAAUCUUUAAUAACACAUACAAAAGUAUAAAAUGUGGAGAAACGUUCUAUAAUUCGUGUUGGCAGACCCAAUCUUAUUGCGUUAAAGUUCAUAUGAAUUUACUCAAUAUCAAUGUCAGUAUUUAUUUUUUGUUAUUCUAAAGUUUGAAGUAGUUUGUUAAGUGUUGACGUUGCCUACAAAAGCCUGAACUAAAUUAAAAAAGUCUCUAUUUUGCUUCUGUACAGUUUGUGGUGAUCGAAAGCAUUAUAACUGCUAUUGUCGAUUUAUUCUCGCAACAUCUGAGACGAGGAUACCGCAAAGAAUUGUUUACAGCUCUGAUGUGUAGUCUGUGGUUCCUUUGUGGAUUGUCCAUGGUUACUAAGGUAAAGCUUUAUUGACGGGUCUUGGGGAGAGGCCUGGGAGGUCUGCUUCUCCUUAUUUGAAGGCCAAACUGAAGCCCAAAGGGUUGUGAAAUGUUUUUCUAGGAAAGAUCUGAUUCUAGCGCUGAGGUUCUGUAAAUAGCUCAGUGAGCGUGCUUUUUAUAAACUAAAUCCAAACCCGAAAGUUAUAACAUAAGUUAUUUCAUAACUAAAAGGGCCUGUUUAAAUUAGUAACCUCUGCUUUAAUCAGCUCUUUCAAAAUAGUAUCAUCAAAUACGAAAAAUUCAAGUGUUGAUUAGCACGUACAUUCCUUGUAGAAAUUCAGUUUUAUCAGCUGCAUCGCACACUUCAAAGAAAGUCUGGAAUGCAAGACUGAAAUAUUCAGGAAUAAUUAACCAUGUUACCUGCUUUUAACAUUCAGUUAUCGUUUUUAAAUCGUUUAGAAAACGAGAAGCGUCAACUUUAAUGAGGAGAAAGUGUAAAAUGUAAAUGUAAGAUUUGCGUUUACGCGCCAGUUGUCGGUACAUUGUGAUAAGUCCUUGCCUUUGAAUGUAAACUAGAAGUAUCGAUGACACAACAUUAACAUUAUUUUUUAGGGUGGUAUGUACGUGUUUCAGUUGUUUGACGCAUAUUGUGGUGCCGGAACAGUCCUGUUGUUAGUUGUCUUGGGUGAAUGUUUGGCCAUUGGAUGGUUUUAUGGUGAGAAACCUGCUUGGACUUCUACCUAGAGAAAUUAGCUUUCUAGCUAGCAUUUCCCAAUGCCCAAAGCACCCUUCAUUGGGUCAGCUAUAUACAUUGUUAUACUGUGUGUUGUUUCCCUGACAUGCUAGUUAAUUCCCAUUUUGUAAUAUUACUCUGCAAAUAUGGUAGUUCACACGUGCUAUUGCAAAUUGACUACUACUGAAUCAGUGUCGUAUUGAUCCAAAAUUACUGCAUAUUGAAAGGCUACCUUGUUUUCUGCAGCUCACUUUUGGAUUUCUAAUGUAGAGAGGUAUCAAUCCAAUACUGAACCGAUACUAACCCAGCUAGUGUGUGAGUAGUGUGACAAUGUUUCAAGGAACCUGGGUACACGAAGUGAAGGCUAACAAAGACGUCAGGAAAUAGUGCAUAUACGUUUUUCUGCACUCCUUAGCCCACCAACUCUCCAUGGCAACCCUAAUUCAAAUCUUGAUCAAAAUGUAUUAGUCAAAGAUCGUCCGUGGUUAUAUAAAAGUUGUUUUGUCUUAACUUGAGUGCAGGCAGUGAAAAAUUUGUUUGAAAAUCUUUUGAGGAAUGUUUUCAGAAUCUGCGAGUAAAAAACAACAAGCAAACACUGAAGUAAAUGACAGGUUACUAUUUCUUCUCUUAGAGAUGCAACUAUGUCGAUAAAAAAUACUAAUCUCGUAAUCAUCUUGUAUUGGUUUUGUGUGCGAUUCCUUUUGUUUAUUUUGGACAGGUCGUGACCGUUUCUAUAGCAACAUAGAGGCUAUGUUGGGAUUUCCUAUCAAUCCCUGGUGUGGCUGGUGCUGGAAAUAUCUGUCACCAACUACUGGCAAGACUAUGGCAAGGCAAAGACGCAUUUUAUCUGUCGCCACGUCAAAAAACAAUCCAAUUGACCUACCUCUUUUAAAUAGGUUUGUGAUCCAUCACGUAAUGUCGAUUAGAAUCAUUCACUCGCCAGCCUUCAAAAGAAUAAAGAGCUCAACCCACGACCCCUUCAAAAAAAGUAAAAAAGGGCGUUCCUCUUAAAAUGUGUCCUCUAAAGCACCAAUUAGUCUCUGGAAUAGUUUUCUCUAAAGGGACGGACCAUUAGAAAAUUUAUGGGGGAGAUGGAGGAAUUUUUGAGCCAAAUUAUAUUUUUUCGUUUACAUUUCCCUUACAUGAUUUAUUUGAGGCCAGAGCAUGAAAUUUUUUUAUGGUUACUUGACCUGCAUGAUUUUUUCCGGUUAUUUUUCCCUUGUGCGAAUUUUUUUUUCGUACUUCGCCCGCCCGCCUCGCCUCCAUAAGUUUCCUAAUGGUCCGUCCUUAACUAACGAUUUAGUGUUUUGGGGCAAAUUCUUUAUCCCCUGACUUAUUUUUCUUUUCUUUUCUAGGCUGUAUUUGUUUUCUACCUUUCUACUUAUCAGCCACUCAAGUAUCGAGAAUAUGUUUAUCCUGCCUGGGGACAGGCGAUUGGCUGGCUGAUGACCCUGUCGUCACUAUCCUUAAUUCCAGCUGUUAUGAUAUGCAAACUGAUGAACGCCACUGGAUCAAUCAAAGAGGUAAUUAUCUGCUGCUGUUGUAACAAUAGCAACUCAAUUGGCUCAGUAUGCAUAAUUCAUCAGAGCUAAAAUAGACAGACGGCUUCAUGAUUUAAAAAUUUUUAAGCAAUGGCACUGGACUAUUCUUAGUCGCUUAUUAAGGGUCACUAGCCUCUAACUUCUCCCUUCAGUAAUACUGCUCAACCUUUAUUAUUAUCAUUAUUAUUAUUAUUAUUAUUAUUAUUAUUAUUCAAAAGUAGGUUGAGUUUGAUCGUCCGGGUGAACGUAGUCCUGAAUAGGACUGUUGUUGUUGACAGUGACUGACGUUUCGACAACCUGUGCGGUAGUCAUCUUCAGAGUCAAAGACUUUGACUCUGAAGAUGACUACCGCACAGGUUGUUGAAACGUCAGUCACUGUCAACAACAACAGUCCCAUUCAGGACUACGUUCACCCGGACGAUCAAACUCAACCUACUUUUGAAAUGACUCCUGGGUUCAAACCUUUCACAGUUAUUAUUAUUAUUAUCAUUAUUACAUCCAACAGAGAAUUUUUCCUGUUUUGACGGCUAAUGAAAGGAAAGGAAGAAAUUGUUAAAUAAAAUUAUGUAUUAUAAGAAAAAAGAUGUCUAGGAGCUAAAUAAACAUACGUUUUCGUACGAGCGCUUAGCUAUAAAAUGAUAUUUUUUUACACAGUGGUGACAGAUAAAAUUGUAGCAAAAAACACAACAAAACAAUGGCUGCCAAAAAACACACAAAUAUCGAAGAAAUCGGUCUAUAACAGGAGCUCCGUUUGAGAGCUCCUUCAUUCGUGCCGACCGCGUGGGCAUCAAACAAUGAUAUAGGAUGUGAAAAUAUAGGAAAUGAUCGACAAGUGUAAAACUAGGUCUUGAUUGUUCAACAAAUUCACCUCAUUAGUGCCAGAGGGAGAGUAUUGAGUAAUGUUUGGAGAAUAUCCAUGCUGAUAUCAGGGUUUAAAGGGUCAAAGACCUUUUCUUAACUACCCCCUAGUGACGUACUCUUGAGAAAGCUGUUACCUGUCCUAACAUUUUCCACAUAACCUGUUUGCUUUCUGUACUUAAGAGUGAGAGAGGUUUUAAAACAGAUAGCAAGAGAUUAUCCUUAGGCCUCUAUUUAAAGACCUUUCUUAACUCUCAUCCCAUUGAGGCAUUUUCUAUAGAGAAAAGUGUCCACCGCCUUGCACUUUCCUCGUUACUAGCCAGUCAGAUCAAUCAUAAUUUAAGGCAGUGUGAUAGAGGAUUUUAAAACCAGACGUGCGUUAGGACAAGAAAUUCCAUUGAUAAGGAGUCUAGAAUACAGUACCGGGAAUUCAGAAUUCAAGACUGUCUUUGAUGAACCGUAACUGAAAGCAAGUUGAGAAGAGGCCCUAGGUAGUUUCCGAGUAAACAAAGACAUCAGUUUUAUGAAAAUCGUUUUGAGGUGUUCCUUAUUUUUUCUAUUAAUAGAGCUAACCCUUAAAAUGUGAGAUUCAAUCAAAUGCUUAUUACUACCAAAAGGUUUUCUGAUUUUGUUAAAAUAUCCCUCCAUAAAUUCACCUACCAUUUAAUUUCAGCGAUAUCACAGUAUCCUUCAUUGAUAACCUUAACUGUCUUUAUCGCUAGUUUUUGCAUCUCUUGUGUGGAGGCGUGUGUGGCCGAGCAGUUCAUAACACCUCGAACUCUGGAUCUGGAGGUCCGGGGCUCAAGCCUCGCCCGUCGCGAUGUUUCCUUAGACAGGGCACUGUACUCAACUUUGUUUCUCUUCACCCAGGUGUAUGAAUGGGUACCGGUGACAUACACUGUAAUGCACUUGCAUCCUCUCCAGGGGGGAGUCGCAAUACUUCUAAUCAUGCGUCAUGCUAAGGAAAUGGGUUUAAGCUCCGGCCGUUUGGGCCUUUGGCUCUUGUGCGUCUUUACCUUACCUUACCUUUUGCAACUCAAACCGUUAUAGAACGAAAUUUCAUUUCCUCACUGAGAGCGAUAAAUCAACUCAUAUCAUCAUUAUUUAGUGGUUGUUGAUUUUUGUUUAUUACAGCGGCUACGAGAAUUGACGAUACCCGUUUUGUUUCAUCGCCAAGAAGACAACGAGACUGCACAACUUAUUCCCAAAGAAAGCAGCAAGGCCUAAUAGUCGUCGAAAACAACAGUUUGAAUAGAAUACAGCGCGUAUUCUCUGAAGAAGCAAAUGAAUGCUAGAAUAAAAGCUAAGGCUUCUGUAUCUAAAAAAAAGAGGUAAAUGAACUUAAUAGGAAACAUUCACAGAAAUUUGCUUGAAGGGGAUAUUUCACGACGAUAUUGCUGUUUUAGGUCAAAUCUGUGUAUAAGUCAUUGCAAAAAAUUGCUCCCCGGGCAGAGUUAUGAAUGUUUUGGUGAUUUUUGCAUGCAUAUCAUUAAGCCUUGAAAAGCUUAACCCAAUUUUUUCAAGUUUCGAUCCAUGUCCAUCCAUCCUACGUCGCCAAGCGACCAUGUCUUUGAUACGACGUCAGCAACAUCUUAAUCUAUCUAUGAGAGCCAACUGACUUUCUCAAGUCAGUUGGUAAAACCAAAAGUUUGGGAAUUGCUGGGGCUAAUGCCAGCUUUAAAUGGAGUCACAAAGUUUUCUCUCGACGUUUUCCUCAGGAUUACCUAUAUAACACGUCAUCAAAGGACCCUACAUAAGUAGUAGAAAAAUUCCUUUAGUUACAUAAUAAUCAUUCCAGUGCAUUAAAAGAAGGCGUUGCGAAGCAUAUACUUGGGCGUCGUUGAAU
Porites evermanni is the source of this 20659-nucleotide messenger RNA. The record is from the annotation of a GenBank genome assembly. Lineage: Eukaryota; Metazoa; Cnidaria; Anthozoa; Scleractinia; Poritidae.